GGUAGUGACAGACAUCAGGACUGACUGGGCAGCUCUGGUCAGUGUGGCUGGAUGCUCUUGUCUCGCUGGAUGCUAAAGAGGAGUUGCUGGCCUACUGUGAACAGUAGUUUUUGGGAAGAUCCAGUCGUAGCACUCAGAGGUUAAUGUGCUGGGGUGUGUUAUCUUCUGACAUACCUAUGACAGUGUCUGAUGAAGCAGCAGUGAAUACACCUUGUCUUUCUAUUGGCUGACUGACUCCUUCUAUAGAGCCUGAGGCUGAAGAUUAUCUGACUUUGGUGAAUGUACACAGCACUCACCUCAACCGCACCAGAGAUGAACGCCAGCAUCAUGCCUAAGCAAGUGGAGGUGAGGAUGCACGAAAGUCACCUGGAGCCCAUCGAGACCAGGCCCAGGAACAAGUGUAUCAGCUGCUUCGCUUCUCUCUUCAAGAACCUGCUGCUCACACUCACUGUGCUCGGUGUGAUUCUGGGGGCUGUGUCUGGGAUGCUGCUUCGUUAUGCCUCUCCCAUCCACCCGGACAUCGUCAUGGUGAUUGCCUUCCCUGGAGACAUCCUGAUGAGGAUGCUGAAGAUGUUGAUCCUGCCUCUCAUCAUCUCCAGUUUAAUCACAGGUCUGGCUGGUCUAGAUGCCAAGUCUAGCGGUCGCCUGGGCACCAGGGCAAUGGUCUACUACAUGUCCACCACGGUGAUUGCUGCAGUGCUGGGAGUCAUCCUGGUGCUGGUCAUCCACCCUGGAGACCCCAAGAUGAAGGAGCAGCUGGGAGAUGGCCAAAAGCACGAUGAUGUGUCCAGCCUGGAUGCCUUCUUUGACCUCAUCAGGAACCUGUUCCCUGAGAACCUGGUGCAGGCCUGCUUCCAGCAGAUCCAAACGGUCACUAAGAAGGUGGAGAAGGUGAUUGAGGAAGAUGUCAAUGCCACCACCACCUUGGAGGGCCUCCUGUCCAACGCCACCAAGGAACCUGAGUUCAUCAUCAAGAAGUCCCUCCAGUUCAAGAGUGGCAUGAACGUGUUAGGAGUGAUUGGCUUCUUCAUUGCCUUCGGCAUCUGCAUGGGGAAGAUGGGAGAGAGGGCCAAGCUCAUGCUGGAGUUCUUCAACAUCCUCAACGAGAUUGUUAUGAACCUGGUCAUCAUGAUCAUGUGGUACUCUCCCUUCGGUAUCUGCUGCCUGAUCUGUGGUAAGAUCAUCUCCAUCGAUGACCUGGAGGUGGUUGCUAGGCAGCUGGGGAUGUACAUGGUGACUGUGAUCGUGGGCUUGAUCAUCCACGGGGCCAUCUUCCUGCCUGCCAUCUACUUUGCCAUUGUCAGGAAAAACCCCUACACCUUCUUCAUGGGCAUCUUCCAGGCCUGGAUCACUGCCUUGGGGACAGCCUCCAGUGCUGGUACACUGCCUGUCACCUUCCGUUGCCUGGAAGAAAACUUGGGCAUUGAUAAGAGAGUCACCCGUUUUGUGCUCCCCGUCGGCGCCACCAUCAACAUGGAUGGAACUGCCCUUUACGAGGCCGUGGCAGCCAUCUUUAUCGCCCAGAUGAACAACAUCUACCUGGAUGCUGGUCAGAUCGUCACUGUCAGUCUGACUGCUACCCUGGCCAGUGUUGGUGCGGCCAGUAUUCCCAGUGCUGGACUGGUGACUAUGCUUCUGAUCCUCACUGCAGUCGGCCUGCCAACUCAGGACAUCAGUCUGCUGGUUGCUGUUGACUGGCUCCUGGACCGGUUCCGUACCUCUGUGAAUGUGGUGGGAGACUCGUACGGCGCGGGUAUCGUGUACCACCUGUCCAAGGCUGAGCUGGAUGAGCUGGACGCUACACAUGGCAAGUCGGACGACAUCGAGAUGAUGAACAAGACCUCAUCCUACUAUGAUGACCUCAAGAACCACCACGAAAACAACUCCAACCAGUGCGUCCAGUAUGCCGCUCACAAUUCAGUCGUAGUAGAUGAGUGCAAGGUAACCUCGGCCACUAACGGCUCUACUGCUGCGGCGGCCAUGGCGGAGUGCACACUUGUUGAGGAGGAACCCCGGAAAAGUGAAUAAAGCCUGGCGCACAGACCCCCAGCUCCACAGGCUUUCCUAUCUGGUGAAAAAAUGAGUGAAUGAAAAAAAAGAGUCAUGCGAACAGAACUACUAAUUGUUUUUCUUAUGUAGUUUUAUUUUGCAUUUUUAUUAGUCCUUUUACAGUGUUUCUAACCAUCUAUCUGACUGACUGAGAUGAAUAAUACUAGUUAACUUAUCAGUGAGACGAUAACAGAGGUAUGUUUUACCUGUUAGAACACUAAUAUGUGCAUCAUAGCAAACACUUGAACAACGGACAUCAGGCUUGGGAGGGAGGGUGGGAAGAGAA
Coregonus clupeaformis (lake whitefish) is the source of this 2335-nucleotide messenger RNA. RefSeq names its product excitatory amino acid transporter 2-like. The transcript is spliced from 11 exons. Gene Ontology annotation, biological process: L-glutamate transmembrane transport. The coding region runs from base 280 to 2028 and encodes 582 amino acids. Gene Ontology annotation, molecular function: neutral L-amino acid transmembrane transporter activity; glutamate:sodium symporter activity; L-glutamate transmembrane transporter activity. The record is from RefSeq and is a predicted model, not a curated record. Gene Ontology annotation, cellular component: plasma membrane. Lineage: Eukaryota; Metazoa; Chordata; Actinopteri; Salmoniformes; Salmonidae.